UUCAUCAUAUACACAUGGUCGUUCUUAAUUGUAAUUUUGAAAACUGAGAUAUGUUAGCGAUGCAUAUUGGUCAUUGUAGUGUCGAAUAUCUAUAUGGUCUGUAAUUUCAAUUUAUUUUUGACUUUAUUGUUCCUCUAUUCAAUUGUAGAUGUUUGUGCCGGUGUUGACUCUAGAAGGUGCACCACAUUGGUUUGGUGCCGAAGUAAAUAUGAAGUCCAAGGUUGUCUCAUUUCUGGACUCCCUACACACCGCAAUGAAUGAGAAGUAUCGUGUGGAGGCUACGAAAGAAAUGUUGUCGACGUUGGACCUUUUGUUUGAGGAGAAUAGGUCGAAGAAUGUGACUUUCGUGGAUUUCAGAAUUGACAGGAAAGAUCGCGGGCUUCCUCAACAAGACAAUGACCGAGAUUGCGGUGUAUACGUCAUGAAGUACAUGGAGGCUGUGGCCAAUGAGGAAGAAGUAGUUGAUGAGUUUCACCCGGUUGAGGCACGUUUGGAAAUCGCUGCGAGGAUCAUAACUGAUGAACAAAAUGAAAUUCGUACCAAAGUGGUUGAAGAUCGUAGGGCUGCACAAGGCAGCUCAUUUGCAUCAUCCUCGGCCCCUUUGCAUAGUCCGUCAAAGUCUCUACGCGAUCCUCGGUUCAGUACAGCGAAGUCUCGCAAUGCAAACAUGUUUCCCCCGUCAAGAGCCUCCCCUAGGUUUCAGUCUAGCAAGACUAAGAUUUCAUAUGGUGAAUAGUGUGUAAAAAAUACUUGUGUUAUUAAUAGGUUGUGUUAUUAGUGUGUUGUGUAGUUUGGAUUUGGGAGCAUAGGUUGUGUUAUUUGUGUGUUGUUUAGUUUGGAUUUGGGAGCAUUUGGAUUUAGACAUCUGUUUUUAUUAGUUGACGUUUGGAACUGGUUAUUAUGUUCACAGACUUGUGUUUAUUUUAGUUUUGAGAAUAUAUUAAACCAUACUUAGCAAA
This is a messenger RNA of Cannabis sativa, 959 nucleotides long. RefSeq lists its product as uncharacterized. Lineage: Eukaryota; Viridiplantae; Streptophyta; Magnoliopsida; Rosales; Cannabaceae. The record is from RefSeq and is a predicted model, not a curated record. Gene Ontology annotation, cellular component: nucleus. Bases 149 to 736 code for a protein of 195 amino acids. Gene Ontology annotation, molecular function: deSUMOylase activity. Gene Ontology annotation, biological process: protein desumoylation. The transcript is spliced from 3 exons.